AUUUCAUGUAAAUAAUUGAAACAGAUUUAUUUUGAAAUUAAGGGAUAUAUUGACAGUGUGCAUUACUCAAUGUAGUUGAUAAAAGGAGGAAGUUUAAUGUCAAUUACUCGACACGCAGUUUUUAUUCGCAUUAUUUAUAAUGCUGAUAUCUAUUACAGAUAAUUAACCUUAAACAAAAAAGAGAUUAAAAGAUAUCGGAAAGUGUUAUAUACGAAAUACACAACUGUUUAGUCGAUAUCAUUCAUUUACGCGUUCUAGUUUUUCAUUUUAUAUGAGAAGGAAAAACAUGUAACUAUUUAAGCAAAUUUACACAAGGCGAAUUACAGAAGCUUUAAGUGUAUUUGAUCAAGCAAAAAUAUCUUAAAUAAAAAACACUUUCAGUGUUUUCAUAUGGUGUGAUUUACACAGUAGUCAUGCAAUGUGGAGAUUUCUAUGAGGCUAAAGUAUGCUAAUUUGUUAACAAAACUUAUUAGAACCAGGAUAAUGCUGUGGGCAUCGGAGUUACAGACACGAUGAAGGAGUUCAGUGUAUUGUUCACGUCUGUUCUACCAGUCCUCAUUGUUUUAGAGUUCUGGGUAAAAAAUUCUAAUGGCAGCACAACGUCUCUUAAAGUAUCGUUUUUAGCCUCAACAAGUGGAAUUAAAGGAAAAUCGAAAUACUUCGCGGGUGCAUUUUUUACAGCUUUGGAUUAUAUCAACAACAAUAAGUCGAUAUUACAAGGGCAUCGCUUGGAUUAUUUGUUUAACGACACGCGCGCGAACUCUAUUGACGCAAUCAACAUUAUGACGUCACAACUGGGAAAUGACACAAUUGGAUUUAUCGGCCCUGAUGAAAUGUGUCAGUGUGAGGCUACUGUGGCAGCCGCAUGGAACCUACCCAUGAUUGGAUAUAAAUGCCACGAUUCAAAAACAGGCGAUCCAGACGAAUCUCUGACAAGACGAACGUUUGCGAGAACUCAACCAUCAACUGCCAAAGUUUCCAAAUCAAUCAUAUCCAUUCUUCAAUAUUACGAAUGGAAACGACUGACGCUAGUGGUUGGUGCAAGCUCUAUAUGGAACGAGACUGCAGAGAGCCUCAUGGACCUGAUGAAGGACAACAAUAUCCUCUUGCAUAGGGUUCUGUACUUCCGAGAGCCUUACACACCAGAUUCAGAGAUGUACAGAAUCGUAGACACGUCGCACAAAGAAACAAGAAUAUACGUAUUCCUGGGCGACCACCAUGGUUUGAUAGACUUCAGUCGUCUCCUUAAAGCAUUUCUAGAGGACCGAAUCUCUGAGUAUGUGGUUAUUGCUGUAGAUGAGAGAUUGUACACUGAGGAUCCAGUCUCGUACUUGCUGAAAACCCCGUUUGAGACGGACCUGACCCCUUUCAACAUCAAGCCGUUUGAGACCGUCCUUCUCCUUGUGCCGAGACCGCCCCUCAACACCCAAUGGGAGGAGUUUCUAAAUGACGUCAGACAACGUAACUCAGAACCACCAAUUAACGGGCUCAAAGGAUCAUACAAAGGUUUUUCGAUUCAGGUUCCAAUUUACGCCGCCUAUCUGUAUGAUGCAGUGCACACAUAUGCUCUGGCACUGCACCAACACUUACAAGAGGGUGGUGAUGUAAGGAAUGGAACAGCGAUAGUGUCCAAUAUUCGCAAUAAAACCUACACUAGUAUCCUUGGCUACGAGGUGUACGUGGACAGACAGGGUGACGCCGAGGGAAACUACACGUUAUUGACGUUCAACGUUCAUGGGCAAAAGGGAAAUGUGGAACUCCAGCCGGCUGGGAACUUCAGAAUGACACAAGGAGGAGUUGGCAUUCCGGAACUGAAUUUGUUCCGGGAGAUAAAGUGGAAGAACGGUGAACAUCCUCUGGACGAACCACGGUGUGGCUUCAAGGGCGAGAAAUGCAUUCAGGAGUCGGUUACCCUGCAAAUUGUUUUGCUCUGUAUUGGCGUUGUAACUCUGUGUGGGAUAAUUGGGGUGUUUCUGCUCAGACAUUACCUGUACGAGCAAAAGCUGGCCAAACUACUUUGGAAAGUGGAUUUCAAGGAUAUUGCUCCUCUUGUCGACUCGCCGGACGAUGCUUUCAUGCCACCGAUUUUGAAAAAGCAUAAGCGGUCAAAAGGUCAUCCCUUCAAGAACAUAUUUUCCUUCGAGAACGAGUCAGAAAAGACGAAUCUCCUUGCGGAAUCCAAACACGAGCGCUCUACCGGCAGUGACACCUUUAAGAAAUGCCUCGUGGGAACGUAUAGGGGCACUGUUGUGUCUAUCAAACACGUCACAAAAAAGAACGUGGAAAUAGACCGUGACCUGAAGAAGCAACUACAAUUACGAAAGGAGCUCAACCAUGACAAUAUAGCACGAUUCAUUGGCGCAUGCGUGGAGACGCCACAUGUAUACAUUCUAACACAGUUCUGUCAGAGAGGGAGCCUCCAAGAUAUACUUCUGAAUGAAGACUUUAGCCUGGAUGAAAUGUUCAUAUCCUCCCUGGUUUCCGAUUUAAUAAAGGCUAUGGUCUUUAUUCACGAAAGUGAAAUAAGUUUCCAUGGUAAUCUAAAAUCCAGCAACUGUCUGGUCGAUUCCCGCUGGGUGCUCAUGGUGUCUGAUUUUGGACUUCACAAACUGGUCAAUGAACGAUCUGGCAGUGGCACAGACCUCAACAAAUAUUUUCAAAAACUGCUAUGGCGAGCUCCGGAACUUCUGGGCAGCUCCAGCAGGGACACAGUGGGUUCACAGAAGGGAGAUGUAUACGCUUUCGCAUUUAUACUGUAUGAGAUGCUAGGACGGAAGGGACCUUGGGGAGAUUGUGAAAUUUCUAACAAAGAGAUCAUUGAGAUGUUGAAAACUGAUAAUCCCUCCUUUCGCCCUGACGUAUCAGCGUUGCCGUGUGAAAGUAACGUUAUUGAAUGUAUAAAGGACUGCUGGACCACGGAUCCUGACCAGAGACCUCACUUGAAGGACAUCAAAGGAAGACUGAAAAAUAUGCUUCAGGGAGUCAAAUCAAAUAUAUUUGACAACAUGCUGGAUAUGAUGGAGAAGUAUGCCAAUAACCUGGAAAGUCUUGUCGCUGAAAGGACUGAGCUACUCUCCGAGGAGAAGAAAAUGACAGAGAACCUUCUUCUGAGAAUGCUCCCGAGAUUCGUUGCGGAGAAAUUAAAGAAAGGUGAACCAGUAGCGCCCGAGAUGUACGAUUCUGUGUCCAUCUAUUUCUCGGACAUUGUUGGCUUUACCUCUUUGUCAGCGGAGAGCACUCCGAUGGAGGUUGUGUGUAUGCUGAACGACCUGUACACCUGCUUCGAUGCAACUGUCGAGAAUUAUGAUGUAUACAAGAUAGAGACAAUAGGGGACGCGUACUUUGUGGUCAGCGGGCUGCCUUUACGAAACGAGGAUCUUCACGCUGGGGAAAUUGCUUCAAUGUCACUGCAUAUGCUCAGAGAAAUCAAAAACUUUAAAAUAAGGCACCGUCCCAAUGACACAUUAAAGCUUCGGAUCGGCAUCCACUCAGGACCAUGUGUCGCGGGUGUGGUGGGGCUGAAAAUGCCACGAUACACGCUAUUCGGUGAUACGGUCAACACAGCGUCUAGAAUGGAAUCAACCGGUGUUCCUUUGAAAAUUCACUGCAGCGAAACAAUCACAGCCCUACUGCAAAAACUAGGCGGGUACCAUUUAAUAGAGAGAGGUGUCAUCACUGCUAAGGGCAAAGGCGAGAUGUUGACCUACUUCCUGGACGGUGAGAAUGCGACUCAUCGUGAACGCAGAAUCUCUCAUUCCAAAUUCUCACGUACAAAUUCCCAAAAUGUGGACAGAAACUCUAAUGGUGACAUUUUUGGCUCACAUAUUAUUCACCCCAAGUAUUGGCCAAAUGCCUCCGGAAAUUCAACCAGUGAUUUGUAUCUAUCCCCCGUCCAAUCAAGUUGUGAUAGCGACAGUGUCAGAGAGAACAUCACCAGUGAAGAAAAAAUCAGUGAUAUGUUUGAAGAAGUGUUUGAUUCAAGACUUCACACGGACCAAAAGGGUAUGCAGAUAAGCGGGUCCACAAAACAUCCCCGUGCAUUAAAUUCCACGUACGGGUCCAACAAUCCUUUUCAACUGACGAAUUGCAGACAAACUGUUCAGCUAGAGAGACCUUAUUCUGUGUCUGAGUUACCAAGAAACGGAGCUGAGGUAUUUGAAAACGUCCCUAUGAAACCCCAAAUCCAAAGAAACAUGUCUGUUCCAAAUCAUACAAUGCAAGCUGAGGAAAGUGUAUGAAACUGUGAAGUCAUUUUGGCAAAAAGUGCUUAAAAUACAUUUUUAAGCCAUAACGUUUUUAUGUCAGGACCAAGUUUCUCAUUAAUUAAAAGUCUGUUUAACAGCAGGAGAAUAAUUCUCUAUUUGGAUUCGAAACCGUUGUUCCUGUUCACAGGACCAAACUAAUAUGAAAACAUACUUAGCUGCAAAGGAAGGCAAACAAUUGAGCAACUAGACCCUACUUAGAACAAGCUUCUUUCAGUGGUAGUUUUAAAUGCUUACAGCUUAUCAAAUUUUACAGGUUUUCAAUGGGUCAUUUGUUCAUAAUUUUGUUUAAGUUAACAACGCUGUUCACGUCAUCGUUGUUAACUUUCAAAUCAUUACUGCUCUGGACGUGUCAUGGAUACACUUGUGAUCUGCAAGAUUUCUAAUACGAUUGGAGUCAACUGUUUCAGUCAUAAUUGUUUAUAUUUUAAUUUGAGAGUACAUCAGCUAAUAGUUCCCGUUUAAUAAUCACGUUGUUAACUUUAAAACAGUUCUGAAAAAUCGUCUCAAAGUUUACCCUGUCGUUCAAAAGUGCACACCGUUUUUAUAAGUGAACAUCUGAGAUUAUUAUUUAACAACAUUUAAAUUGAGGUUUCACUCUUCUUGAAUGUUUUUCUAAUGUUUUCACGCAUGUGAUACCCGAUGUAAAUAUAUGGAUAUCUUUGUUAAAUAUUUCAUACAUUUAUUUAUUAGUUUUCAUAUACAUUUCAUUUUUUAUGAAUUAUUGUCCAUGCAUUUUACAUGUCAGUAUGUUGGUGUUUAUGUUAGCAUGUAGUUUAAUAAAGCGGAUACAAUCAUUGGGUACGCAUCGUGCAUAUCAUUUAUACAGUACGUAUUUCUUACUUUUUGAUAUAUUAAACUGUAUGAUAAUAUCCAUCACAUUCAAAUUUGGUUAUUUUAUUGCAAAAUUAGACAGUUAUUGGCAAACUCAAGAAAUUCUCACUUUUAUUUAUUUUUUCCAACAUUUUACCCCCAAAAUCACAUUUUGCACCAUGUGAUUGUUUUAUAAUUUUAGUAUGUUAAAUGUGAUGCCUGAUUUGACACAAAUCCACCAAAAUAAUUAUGUGCAUUUUUCCCCAAUGUUUUUAUUUUUCCUGAACUAUUACUGUCAAUAAGGGAUCUUUAAAAACUGCAAUUAUCUUCCAAAGCUUUUUCGAAACAUUUCUGUGUUAAUAUGUUCAAAUGUUGAAUUUCCUUUUGUUUUUGAAUUGUUUAUUUUGCUAACUCAUAAAGGAGUCAACAUUAUUUUUAAACCUUUUUUUCCAUUGUUUGCAAUAAAUUGAGUUUUUAAAAAAAAAAACACCUUCAUCUCUACGCCUCUAUAUGUGUGCGUAAAACAGAUAAGCCGAACCCUGUUGGCUCGAAAUCGUUUGGCUCGAAUUCCUCAUUGGUUCGAACUGAAUGUUAAGGACCGAUUUCCUUAUACUGGCCCCAAUUUCUCGAAACUUCUUAAGCUUAACAGGCUUAAGUUGCUUAUUUCAAUUAGCCAAAAUACAUACUGAAAAUGGAUUUUGAUAAAUGAAAAAUGGUUUAUUCUGAUAAUCAUACAGAUUAUUCCUACAUAAUUUCUAAAAAUUCUUGAAGAAGAAAAUAUAACACAUUUUAUAGAACAACAAAAAUACUGAGAUUAGCUUAAUCCUGUUAUAAGGGACUUAAGAAGUUUCGAGAAAUUCGGGCCCGAACGUAAGAAUUCCCGCUUUACUCGAAUUUUCCGAGGCUCCACGCCGGUCCCGUGGAUUUCGAGCUAACGGGGUUCAACUACAUAUAUUGUACUGAACACUGCUUCUACAAUCAUGUGUGUUAUGGGGUUGUAAAAGAUGUUUUUUAAGAAAUUAAUUGACACAGGCUUUAACAGAAUCAGAUUCAAAUUUGGGUAAUAUUGACCAGGGGCCAUGAUUGCGAACAUUCUCGAGUUCAGAUUCUCAAGUGGCCAAACUGUAAACCUUCAUUUCAUUGUAACGUUCUUCUUGUUGAGUAUCGAGAAAGAACAUUGCUGAAUUGCAUUGAUAUUUGAAAUUGUACAGUUAUUUGCAUUUACUUUCGUAAAAUGAAUGGAAUUAAGAAAACACUUUUCUUAGCCUGAGUCUAAAUCCCGACUUGAGACUGGUCGUAAUAACUGGUCCAUGUGGCUGAAACAAACUUUCAGGGUCCGUAUCCAAUAAGCAUCUUAGUGAAGAUUUUCAACUUAGUGAGAUUUUCGUAAUUUUUGACAUAGCGUAUUUUAAAUACCCGCUACUUUUCAUCAGAAUUAUUCAUAUGCAUAUAUUGUUCAGACCAUUUCCUUGCUUAUUUUCAUAUUUUUGUUGUACAAACAUUGACCGUUUUCUUAAUAUUCAAUUUAGAAAAAAGGCUAUUUUUCACUAAGUUGAUUUUGUUUUACUAAGAUGCUUAUUGAAUACGGCCCCAGAGCUUUCGUUAAGCUAUAUUUCUCAUUACUAAGAACAUUUAUGUAAGAACAACGAUAAACUGUGGCUUUUAUUUAGAUAUUCUGACUCAGAGGCAGAUAUCUGUCGCGGGGG
This is a messenger RNA of Mya arenaria, 6781 nucleotides long. RefSeq names its product guanylate cyclase 32E-like. Gene Ontology annotation, molecular function: ATP binding; guanylate cyclase activity; protein kinase activity. Bases 513 to 4238 code for a protein of 1241 amino acids. The transcript is spliced from 21 exons. The record is from RefSeq and is a predicted model, not a curated record. Gene Ontology annotation, biological process: receptor guanylyl cyclase signaling pathway; protein phosphorylation; cGMP biosynthetic process. Lineage: Eukaryota; Metazoa; Mollusca; Bivalvia; Myida; Myidae.